AUGCCCAACCGUCAUCGCCGCACGGCCUCAGCAGCCGCCCUCUUGCUGCUGCUCGCCGUCUGCUCGGCCGCGCCACGGCUUACCGCCGCCGCACGUGAUGCUCCCAACGACGGCACCCCCGCCCCCGCCAACAACAGCGCGGGCAGCGCCGGCGGCCUCGGUGCGAUGCUGAUGACCGCCAUGGGUGUGUACCUGCAGCAGAACGUCCCAAAGCUCGUGGAGGCCGCAGUGGCGCAGCGGCAGCGGUCCGUGCCGCAGCAGCGGACGAGCGGCAUCGACCUCGACGGCGACGGCAAGCCCGACCUUCCCACCCCCGACCUCAGCCUCACGGCCCCAGAGCUGAGCCUGGACCCCACGCUGUCGCUGGCGCUGUCCCCCUUCACCUUUGCGCCAACCUACGCCGUCAGCGUCGACCCCACCCUCGCGCCGACCGGCGGCGCGUCCUUCGCUCCGACGGUGGCGCCGACCGGCGCCGGCAUCCUGGGGCCGACCCUCCAGCCGACGGACAUCACGUCGGUCAACCCCACCUACGCCCCGACCACGUCGAUCAACCUGCCGUCGCCGCCGAGCGACAGCCCCGCCGUCUCGGCCUCCAGCCGCAGCGCCGCCCCCAUCGCCCCCAUCGCCGCCCGCCUGGCCCAACGCAUCUCCAAGGCCGCGAUCGCCAAGGCCCCAGCCAAGGCCGCCGCCGCCGCCACCCAGGCUCCCGCAGCUGGCGCCGCCAAGGCCCCUGCCACCACCGGCGCCGCCGCCAAGGCCCCGGCGAAGCCCUGA
Molecule: messenger RNA, 774 nt
Organism: Monoraphidium neglectum
Lineage: Eukaryota; Viridiplantae; Chlorophyta; Chlorophyceae; Sphaeropleales; Selenastraceae
Exons: 3
Coding region: 1-774 (257 amino acids)
Source: RefSeq, a predicted model, not a curated record